Messenger RNA from Closterium sp. NIES-67, 1639 nucleotides. The record is from the annotation of a GenBank genome assembly. Lineage: Eukaryota; Viridiplantae; Streptophyta; Zygnematophyceae; Desmidiales; Closteriaceae.
UUGGGGAAGUCACUAAAGAGCUACCAUUCCGGGGCCUCUGUGAACUGGUACAAUACGUAGAUAGACACUCUAGCCCCUUCACCACUUCACCGACUGGAGCAGAGCGACUAGGGGAGUUUUCAAUCCUGCAACAGUUGUGCAUGCCGCCACAUGUAGCCAUAGCACCCACCUCCCGCCCUUGGUCCUGUCCUGAGCUCGGCUGAAUACAGCCAGCCUCCAGCACUCACGCAGCCAGUGCCUACUCUGCGAUCCGCGGGUCUCGUCGUCAUUUCACCAGUGGCGGGGCGAAUCUCCUUGCAUCUACCUCAUGGCACAUGAGGGCCAUGGCGGAAUCCCGCGAAUCCCGGGAAGGGCCUUCCUCUGUCUGUGCAGUGUGCACCAUCCAUUGUGGAUGAUGUUCCCUUGGGAGCCUCUCCCCUUCCCGCUCCCCUCCCCUGCAGUGUGUUCAAGCAGCCCGACGGUUCUUAGCUACUAAACACCCUUCACUGCGUAGUAGUACACAGUAAACAUUGUUGUGUGGUUCUGAUCAUUUAGGGUCGAUGGUCACUUUUCCGACUUCUAGUCGAGUGACGCUCAUACAUAGUGUCCGCCGCAGCGUCAUCCUUACAUGAUCCGUUUAGCCGUAAGCUUGCUAGAGUGUUAAAGAAACUGUGAGUCAAGUGUUCCUUUCCGCGUCAAAGUCGUGACGCUUCUUGGUGACGGGGUGUGCUGCAGUGUGAAAGCCGUCGAGCCGAGAGCUCCUACAAAAUCAUCUCCAACUGAUUUUCAUGACGCAGUCGGCAUUCGCGCGACAAUCUUCGUCGCACGUCAGUGACGUCAUGGAGCCGUUCGCCUUCGCAACGGCAACGUCAGCUUCCGUCGACGCAACUACCGCCUGUUACGCGACCGUUGCGACGGAAUCUCCUGUCACGAGUACUACUACUACUACUACCACCCUCGCCAGCUCUGAUGCGACCCAAUCCAUUGGCGUCUCUGAGAGGCCUCCCCAUCACCGUAGAUCCCGGAGCGGAUGUGAUGCGACCUCACUCUGGAGCAGCAGCGGCCGGUGGUCUGUGAAGGGCGGAAGCCGCGGCUCGGGAGUUCAUCAUAUUACUAGCAGCACCGAGAUCGAGGAUAGUAGUAGCUGCCUAGAGAGCACGCAUCUGCAGCCGCCGCCGCGUGGAGAACCCGUUUUGGCCCACGUCAGCAGCUUCAAGCACUGGUCUGCCGAUAGCCCGUCGAAAUCCCCAGUUGCGCAACCAACGGUGGUGAGAGGUCACCGGAGGUUUCACUCGAUCAGCGAGAUUGACGGAUCUUUGUUCGAAGACUUCGCUGCAAAAAUUAGAGAGCCAGGUGCUGAGCCGCACCCUAAGAAUGCACGGACUCCGCAAGCUGGAGAGUCAUAAAUUGUAGAAUACUAGAUGGAAUUGUGGGCCUCAGAUUGCAGGCUUUUUACCCUGAUUAAGGUAAAAUCGGGGCUUUUUUGGGGGGUGACCCUGAUGAGACUGGAUUUUUUUAAGUCAGAGGCCUGAAAUUUCAGGGUUUUUUUUAUGAGUGAACUCUGAUCGAUCAGCGUGCCUCGUGUAGUGUGGCCUGUUUUUCCAGCGUCGUAUCGGAGCCGGACCCUGAUUCUUGUAAUACCGUAAUCACCCGGAUAGAC